AUGACAGACUGCAUCUCCAUCCACCCGGCCACCCUCCCCGACAUCCCCACCCUCGCGGCCAUCCGCACAGAAGCCGCGGAGAGCUCUCUUCUAACUCAUUUCCAAUUCAGCCCCUACCACAACAUCGCCGCAGAGAAAGAAUCCGAUGCCCUCGUCACACGACUGUCCAAACGCUUUACUGAUCCUGAUGGGCAGAAGUUCCACCUGAUCAAAGCCGUCGAUUCACGGAAUGAAGAAACGGUGGGAUGGGGUCUGGUGAAGUGGGAGGAUGGCAGCUGGGUAAAUGCCGGGGCACCGUCGAGUGCUCAGGCGGUCGCUCCUGAUGAGGAGGUAGGACCUACUAAUCCAGGAAGUUUUGGGCGAUACUGGUCGAGGCACGUGAUCGCCAAAUGGCGAGAAAUCACGGGCGGCAAGCCCCAUGUCACCAUUGGGGCUAUGAACGUCAAGAUUGCGUGGCAAGGGCAAGGAAUCGGAAGGAUGAUGGUGGAUUAUAUGUACCGUGAGUACGGGCUAAAGAACAACAUGGUGAUCGUGCAAACCACCGCUUCGGCCGAGAAAUUCUACCAGAAGAUGGGCUGGGAGACCGUGGAUAGCACUGAUAUUGAUCUCAGUGACUGGGCAGGAAAGGGAAUGGGAUAUGGGCUGUUGAGAUGUCCGCAGAUGGUCAAGUAUUCCUGGGGAAAUUGA
This is a messenger RNA of Paraphaeosphaeria sporulosa, 687 nucleotides long. RefSeq lists its product as uncharacterized. Gene Ontology annotation, molecular function: acyltransferase activity, transferring groups other than amino-acyl groups. Bases 1 to 687 code for a protein of 228 amino acids. The transcript has 2 exons. NCBI's taxonomy places the organism in Eukaryota, Fungi, Ascomycota, Dothideomycetes, Pleosporales, Didymosphaeriaceae. The record is from RefSeq and is a predicted model, not a curated record.